CUUUCAAAGACAUAGAAUCAUAUUCACAGGUUAACCAAAAUCUGCUUAAAAAUGAAAAUUCUGGCAAUUGUUGCGUGUCUCUUGGCAAUCACCCUAACCGUGAUGGAAGUAACAGAAGCAAUUGACUGCAACGAACUCUGUUUAAAAAGUGGAGUCCCUCAUAUCAGAGGCUGCUUUUGCAGAUCUCAAAUUUUAUCUGGAAAAAGAAAUUCUGAAAGGGCUGAAACAAAGGAAUAUAACUGCUCAGAGCUCUGCCGUUUGAGUUCAGUAAAUCGUAUUGGGCCAUGCUACUGCAGACCAGAUAUUGUUCAACAAAAGAAAAGCGAUUCCAGCAGCGAGUAUAACGAUGGCAACCGAGAUUACAUCAUCAAGGAACUUCUGAAGGAUUACUUCAUGCAGAAUGAAGAAUCAGAAGAAAAGUAACUCCCAUUCUAUCCCUCAAAAAGUUUGUUUGGAAAUUGGCUUUUGUUUCAAGUCCUAUUUUCAUGAUUGUCUCCCAGUCUAUGUAAUGUAAUCAUUCAAAAAAAUUAAAGAUUAAAAAAAUUAUUGAAACUUUGCUGUUUUAUGUGCUUAUGUUGUUUUAAGAUGUGCGCUUUGUAAAUAAAUU
Molecule: messenger RNA, 607 nt
Organism: Argiope bruennichi
Lineage: Eukaryota; Metazoa; Arthropoda; Arachnida; Araneae; Araneidae
Exons: 4
Coding region: 52-423 (123 amino acids)
Source: RefSeq, a predicted model, not a curated record